AUGUUCGGGCUGGAGCAGUUUGAGCCGCAGAGCAGCGGCCGAAGCGGCGGGCAGGCGGAGCGGGGCUUCGGCCAGCCCGGACUGAGCAUGAGCGCGCACUUCAAGGCGCCGGCCUUCCCCGGCGGAGGCCCGGCGGCCCCGGCCGUGGACCCGGCCCUAGGCGCUCUGGGGGAACCUCCCCUGCUGGGCAUGAACAUGAGCAUGGCCGGGGACGCGUACGGCUUCCCGGGCCGCGGCCCGGCAGAGCUGCACGGCGGUGGCGGCGGCGGCGGCGGGAUGCAGCCUCCGGUGCACGGCUUCUUCGGCGGGCAGCAGCCGCACAGCGGCCACGGCGGCGCUCACCACCCCCACCAGCACCCCCCGCACUUCGGUGGCAACUUCGGGCCCGACCCCGGUGCCUCCUGCGUGCACGGCGGCCGGCUGCUGGGCUACAGCGGCGCGCUGGGCGGGCAGACGGCGUUCGCCGACGGCUACGAGCACAUGGCCGAGAGCCAGGGCGGUGGCGAAGGCUUCGGGCAGCAGCGCCCCGGGAACCUGCCUGACUUCCAGCACCACAGCGCCGGUGCUUCCAGCCACGCCGUUCCGGCGCCCUGCCUGCCCCUCGACCAGUCCCCGAACCGCGCCGCCUCCUUCCACGGGCUGCCGGCGGCCGGGUCCUCCGAGCCACACGGCAUGGAGCAGCGGCGGCUGCCCGCGCAGGGCAGCGUGGACUCGCUGGAAUACAAUUACCCUGGCGACGGCCCCGCCGGUCACUUCGAGCUGCCCGUCUUCUCGCCGUCGGAGCCCGAGGGGCAGCUGCCACACUACGGCGGCGGACGGCAGGUGCCGGCGGGCGGCAGUUUCGCGGGGGCACCCGCCCUGCCCCGGGCGCCGGGCAUGGCCGUGGCCAAGGCGCACCCACCACAACAGCACGGUGUCUUCUUCGAGCGCUUCGGGGGAGCACGGAAGAUGUCCACCAGCCUGGAGUCGGGGGCCAGCGCCCGGCACCCGCUGAUGCAGCAGCAGCAAGCGCCACCGCCGCAACCACCACAGCAGCCGCCGGGCUUGCUGGCCAGACAGAACUCCUGCCCGCCAGCCAUCCCUAGGCAACAGCAAACAGAAGCCAACGCUCCAAACCCCAACCUGCAGGACAAUGGGCCCAUAAUGCAGAACCAGCAUGCACAGUUUGAAUACCCUAUUCACAGACUGGAGAACAGGAAUAUGCAUCCCUACACCGACCCCGUGUUUAAUAUGCAGCACCCUCCUCCGCAACAGCCACCAAAUCAAAGACUGCAGCACUUCGAUGCCCCCUACGUGAGCGUCGCCAAGAGGCCGCGGUUUGACUUCCCCGGCAACCCUGGCGUCGAGCGCUGCGCCUCCUGGGGCAGUGGCAUGCAUGGCCCCGCCAUGGAGAGCCACCUCUCCCCAACGGCCUACCCCGGUCUGCCAGGCGAGUUCACCCCACCGGCACCCGAGGCAUUUGGGGGGCCGCUGCCACACGGCGGCCCCGAGCACCCGGCACUGGCGCAGCGCCAGAACGCGGCCCUGGUGAUGAAGCAGAUGGCCUCGCGCAGCCAGCAGCGCCUGCGGCCGCCCAGCCUGCAGCAGCUGGGACACCACGGCGAGGUGGGCCCGCCCGGCGGCCUCCCGCCACCCGCUUUUGAGCGAGAGGCUGGCGGUGGCCGUGGCUUCGACCCACCGGCACCACACCUUGCCCCUGACAGCGCCUGGUUUGCAGGGCCUCCACCGCCCGGGGAGCUGCUACCGCGGCGCAUGGCGGCACCGGGGCUGCCAGCCGAGGCGGCCCCCCAUGAGCUGGGCUUGCAGCCGGGUGGUGCAGCCGUGCUCUUCCGACCGGGUGCUGGUGGGCUGGGGCUACAGGAGCCGUUGCGGAUGGCGGGCGAGGGCCCGGCGCAAGCCUUGCCCUCGCCUGGUGUCCACCCACCCUUUGCGCCUGCUAUGGGUGGUCUCUCGCAGUUGCAGUCGCCGGGCGGUGGGGUGGCACUGCCCAGUGCCCCGUCUGAGCGCCGUGGCCCUGCUGACUUUUCUGCCCAGCCCAGCUUCUCCUUUGCAGCAGCGUCACGGCAGCCAGCGGCCCAUGGGGCUGCGCCAGCCCUCAGCGCCUCGCCAGGUGCCUACCCACCACCCCCACCUGAGUUCCCCCCUCCGCCACCACCACGGCCUGCUGCCAGCAAGCUAGGUGCCCUCUCACUGGGCUCCUUCAGUAAGCCGGCUAGCAAGGACAAUGUCUUUGGGCAGAGCUGCUUGGCUGCCCUCUCCACUGCCUGCCAGAACAUGAUUGCCAGCCUGGGUGCCCCCAACCUCAAUGUCACCUUCAACAAGAAGAGCCCAGCUGAGGCCAAGCGCAAGCUCAGCCAAGCCGAUCCUGACCCACCACCGCCUGCCACCUCGGACUACUUCCCAGCAGGGCCACCAGCAGGUGGGGGUGGCACGGGCAAGGCGGCAGGCGCUGCCCCACUGUUGCCCGCUGAGAGCAGCCUCUCACCCGGCUAUGCCCUGGAGCCGGCAGCCGGUGGUGAGGGGAAGGCGGGUGGCGGGCGGGGGCGGGGCCGCCGGAAACGGGACAGUGGGCAUGUCAGCCCUGGCACCUUCUUCGAGAAGUUCUCAGCCACAGAGGGUGGUGGGGCUGGUGUCAGCCCGGGGCAGCCGGCAGUGCCGGCGGCAGCAGGGGGCCCACCAGGGGCCACGGGUGCAGAGCGCGGUGGGGGCACCCCCCAUGACAAGCCCCUGACCUCGCCUUCCUGGGGCAAGGGUGGUGAGCUGCUGCUGGGGGAGCAGCCCGACCUGAUGUCCUCCCUGGACAGUGGCAUCCAGAGCGUGACCAAGUCGGAUGGCAGCUCCCCCCACGUGGACUUUCCUGACGAGGUCAGCACCAGCUACGGCAACGAGGACGAGGUGUCCUCCAGCUCCGACAAUGCCACCUCCAAGCCCACUCGCAGCCCGCUGCUGGGCGGCUCGCCCAAGCUGCCCCGUGGAGAGCACGCACUUCUCAACGGACAGAAGCCCCUGGCCCUUGGCCUUCUCAGUACAUCUACCUCGACCCCCGACAGCUAUGGGCUCAGCACCACGGCAGGCACCCAUCCUGGCACACCGAGCAUGGAACAGGUGCGGACCCCCACGAGCACCUCAGCCCAGGACGAGAUCCACCCCCUGGAGAUCCUGCAGGCGCAGAUCCAGCUCCAGCGGCAGCAGUUCAGCAUCUCGGAAGACCAGCCCUUGGGGCUGAAGAGCAAGAAGGGGGAGUGCACGGGGCAGAACGGGGACAGUGACCUGGGCAGCUGCUGCUCAGAGGGCGUCAAGGGCGCCAUGAGCACCAUCGACUUGGACUCCCUGAUGGCGGAGCACAACUCCACCUGGUACCUGCCCAGUGAGAAGGCCCUGAUGGAGGGGCAGGAGGAGGACAAGCCCAUGGUGCCCUGGGAGAAGCCCAAGCCCCCAAACCCCAGCAAAGAAGCCCACGACCUUCCCCCGAGCAAGACCUCGGCGGCGGCGGCGCAGACGGGCAGCCACCUGCAGUGCCUCUCGGUCCACUGCACGGACGACGUGGGCGAGGCGAAGGGCCGGACUGCCGUGCCGACGUGGAGGUCCCUGCACUCGGACAUCUCCAACAGAUUUGGGACUUUUGUGGCUGCCCUGACUUGA
Molecule: messenger RNA, 3642 nt
Organism: Indicator indicator
Lineage: Eukaryota; Metazoa; Chordata; Aves; Piciformes; Indicatoridae
Gene: MN1
Product: MN1 proto-oncogene, transcriptional regulator
Exons: 2
Coding region: 1-3642 (1213 amino acids)
Biological process (GO): regulation of DNA-templated transcription
Source: RefSeq, a predicted model, not a curated record